UCCCACCGUGAGCGGGCGGGCGCUGGGGCUCGGCGACGGGCAGACCCCCGGACAGCUGCUGCUGCUCCGGCAGUCUUCGAGAAGCGACCCCGCCUGUGGGACCGAGGGCUGGAAGAUUACGGGAAAUACUGUGGGGAAAAAAAGAUUGAUACCUGGCUCUGGGGGAAGCGGCUAAUCUGGUUCUGUCUGUAGGUUUCCUAAAAGGUUGCAGCAGUUACAGUGACAUGGGCAGCAAAAGUAAUUACACACCCUGCAGAGCUAACACAGGAGCCUUGCCUGCACUGCCAAGCAGAAAAUGACUCAGAGAUAUGGAAGCAGAGGGACGAGUGAUCACCUCCUUCACUCGGAGGCCGCCGGGGUUUGUGAGCAGGCCAACGGUAUGGAGCACGAGAAAGUUCAAGAGGCCCACGACUGUGAAUCCGAGGAGGGGGUGCAGGCAGCGGGACGCAGAGACUCCGUGGCUGUGAAGGGGGCUGUCACAGCUCCGGACGGUGGUUGGGGCUGGGUGGUGCUGGUUGCCACCAUCCUGGUCCUGGCUUUGACCCUGGCCUUCCCCUCCUGUGUGGGAAUCUUUUACACCGACCUGCAGAAUGAGUUCCUUGCCUCAAACAGCGAAACCUCCUGGGUUCCCUCCAUCAUGACAUCAGUGCUUCACGCAGGAGGUCCCUUUUGUAGCGUGUUGGUGGAGAGGUUCGGCUGCCGAGCCACGGUCAUGUUGGGCGGUGUCCUGAGCGGGCUCGGAAUGGCUGCCAGCUCGUUUACCCAGUCCAUCAUCCAGCUUUACAUCACCGCUGGGGUUAUUACAGGACUCGGUUUCUGCUUCAGCUUCCAACCAGCUGUGACAAUCCUGGGGCACUACUUUGUGCGUCGUCGUGCGUUUGCCAACGCCAUGUCCUCGACGGGCACAGCCCUGGGACUGUGCACUCUGCCUUUCUUGGGUAACUACCUCCACACAGAGCUGGGCUGGAGAGGAAGCUUCCUUGUUCUGGGUGCCGUCCUGCUUAACUGCUGCGUGUGCGGAGCAGUGAUGAGGCCCCUCCAGCCCCCCAGGCGUCGAGGCCAGCCCCUGAUGAACCACGGACCCCCUCCACCAGAGGAGGAAAAUGUGAGGAAGGAAAUAGGCAGGGUGAGAACGAUAUGCAACUGCCUGGUUGCUUCCCUGAGCAAACACAUGGCCUUUGAUCAGCUCUGCAACAACUCGCGUUACUGUGUUUAUGCCAUAGGCAUCACCUGGAUGAUGCUUGGGUUUGUGGUGCCUUUGGUGUAUCUGGUUCCAUAUGCCACCGCAAACAACAUGGAGCAGGGCCGCGCUGCACUGCUGCUCUCCAUCCUGGGUAUCGUUAACAUUGUGGUGCGGCCGCCCUUUGGCGUCAUCGUCAACAUGCCCUGGUUCAAAGGGCGGCACGUUUAUGUGUUUGCCUCAGCUUUGCUGGUCAACGGGCUCAGUAACAGUAUCUGCUGCAUCGGGCCCAGCUUCCCUGUACUGCUGGCCUACGUGGUGAUCUACGGGCUGUCCAUGAGUGUAGUGGGCUCCCUGAUGUUCACUGUCCUCAUGGACAUAGUGGAGAUGAGCCGCUUCCCCUCAGCCCUCGGCCUGCUCGCUGUCAUGGAGAGCAUCACCCUGCUCAUUGGGCCUCCACUGGCAGGAGUCCUGGUUGACAGCACAGGCCAGUACUUCUACGUCUUCUUUGCCUGCAGUGCCGUCGUUGCCUCGUCCGCCGUGUUCCUCAUGGUGUCGUUUUACUGUCUGGAUAAGAAAGAGAGGAAGAAUGCGUCAAAGCAGGGUCAGCCACCCACGCUGCCCGACCCAGCGAGACCUGCUGUUGACGUAGCUCCAGGCUGUCAGUACAGCAGUGUGCCCACAGAGGGAGACAAAGACAAGGCCUCGGCUAACGGGGCAGAGCAUAUCACCAGCCUCUGAACCUGCGUACACUGUGUGUCACCCUUAACACGCAACACACUCCGGGUCAGACAGGUUUGCAGAUAAUUCCUAAUGUUUGCAUCAGCUUGCUUGGUGUGCCAGAUGUUGCAAAGUUUACUUUUCUGUUAACCUGGUCUGAAUUGUCCCGGUGUGACGACCUCCCACCAUCUGGUGCACCAUAAAAGUCAAAACAAAUACUAUCAAUCAUUUGCACUGUUUGACCAAGGUUGGACACUUGACCCUGCAUACCAAAAUGAACAGAUGUGCACUUACAACUACAAUGGGAUUGUACUGUUUAUUGUAAAAUGCUGCUGAUCUUCUCUACAUCAUCACACAAUCUGUCAUACAUCUCACUUUAUCAAGCCAAGUUACACACGUGAUCACACAAAAUCAUGUGCAGAUGUUUGCUGGACGGAUGUUUUUGAUGGGUUAUUAGUGUUUGAUGAGUUCACAGGCACAGAGAAAGGGCCUGAGCAGACAAACUACUACUAUUGAACAAUGACAUGUUUGGCCAAGCUAAGUGGGCGUCGGCAGAAAUCACAAGCAAAUAGAGCAGUAAAAUCAACAGGUGAAAUAAAGGUGGGGAAAACACAAAGGAAUUAAUUAUCAAGGAAAAUCCAGGCGUUAUUUUAUAUUUUUCUUAUUGUCAAACAUUCCCCAAACAGUGCAUUACUUAGCAUGGUUGGAUUAUCCAAACAGACGCCCCCUGGGGGCAAACCUGAACAUCUUUUCCUCCCUAUAAGGUGCAUGUUGCAGCAUACAAGCAGUCCUAGAUCCCAGGUUUGCAGUGUGUAAAGUUAACUUGUGGUAAUUUGACUAAAAGAAAAUAAAUUUAGGAAUGUAAGAAGCUGAUGCCAUGUAACCUUGUAAGCACAAAAUGAACUAAUGAAGAUCUUAAUAUUCCUCAGUUCAGUGCCUCAGUUUCCACUCCUCAUCACUUCAGCAAACAGAACAGCACAUGCCACCUCAGCUGUGUGCAUGUAAACAAAAUGCUUCAACAGCUUUGUAAACAAUACAGAUAAUAAUCCAUGUCUCAUGUGGCUUAUAGUGUCUGAAUCCAAAUCUAAAGGUUCACUCAGUGCUUGAACCUCGUCUGUCUUUGGUCCUAAGCCCAUUGGUUUCUACUGAAGACAUGAACGUAUAGUUUAAUUAAAGAAAAUGCUCAGUAAAGCUGAACACUGUGCUUUUUAGAUAUUGUUACUAAAACAGGAGGAGAGAUUGUUGGGCCAGUUGUUGCUGUAGUGAGUAUUUGGGGAAGCAGUGUGUGUGUGUGUGUGGGUAUGACUGAGUCAAAAUACUCUGCUCUGUGUGUGUGUUCAUGGUGAUGAAGGAAUUUGUCAUGUAGUGUAGCAUUUGCAUCAGUGAGGAGUUUUAAAUGGUAUUUGGACACAGUGGAGCUCUAUGAUUCAGAGGAAUAUGAUAUAUCAGGCUUUGGAGACACAGUGUAAUUGUUAGUUGGAGACAUUCAUUGUUGGUUUUGGUCUUUUCAUGGAAUUUGUUAACAAUAAGAAAUACAUAGAAUAACACCAGCCCUAUCAUUUAAGUGCUAUUAGGUAAAGAACUGUUAUUGUAGGCAUUUAACAGGAAACAGAAAGUGAUCAUGUACCUGUUUUGGCGUCUUUAUCACAUCUUACAUCUUUAAAGUUUUCCAUGUUGUGGUUAUAGUGAAGGCAUUAAACACAGCAUGCUCAGCAUAUUACACCCAGGUUACUGAGUUGGGGUUGCUUUUGAUCACUGAAGACUCUGCUGGUCGUACCCUGUCACGUGUAGAAAAUGAAUAUGUACUGUGGUAGCAGCAAACGAAUCAUGUUUUUUUUUCUUUCGCAUGCUUCUCAUUCUUCACUGGAACAGUGCCUUGUUAUAUAACUGGUGUAUUUCUAAAAGAUAAUCUAGAAACAUGGGAUACUUUCAAACUCUUUCAGGAACACACGGGAAUGAAGAAGAUGAUUUUAUACUGCAUGUGAGCUCGUCAGUGGUUUGAAACAUUUCAUGAGAGGAAUAUUUUGAAGGCACUGAGGAGUCAGUAGCUGACAUGUUUUAUGACACUGUAACUGAGUUUACCUUCAGUUUGAAUAAGAGGUUUUAUGUGACAGAUUUAUC
Messenger RNA from Toxotes jaculatrix (banded archerfish), 4021 nucleotides. RefSeq names its product solute carrier family 16 member 5a (gene slc16a5a). The transcript has 6 exons. Gene Ontology annotation, biological process: transmembrane transport; monocarboxylic acid transport. Gene Ontology annotation, molecular function: monocarboxylic acid transmembrane transporter activity. NCBI's taxonomy places the organism in Eukaryota, Metazoa, Chordata, Actinopteri, Toxotidae. The record is from RefSeq and is a predicted model, not a curated record. Bases 296 to 1921 code for a protein of 541 amino acids.